AUGGCCAGAACACUCCGGAACAACAUUCAAGCCUUACAAGAACGGGGUGAAUUAACCAAGGAGGAUAUCAGUAAUCCUGAUAUGAUCACUCUGUUGUUGGAAAGUCUCUUUUACUCACGGCCACGGCCAGGCGAGAGCAGCACGACCUCCCCAUCAUCAUAUGACCUUCUUGGACAAUCUUCAAGCUCGGUGUCUGAGUUGUCUUCUGAUUCUCUGGCUACCGAUGAAGAUGUCUUUAUGGAUUAUACACGUCCAGUCCAAAUCCAAAGCAGUUUCGACGCAGCACAUUGCCCAACGGAAGCUCCAUAUUCUUUCACAAAUUUUGAGUCCAUGGUUGUAUCAAAUGUAUUUGAUGUACCUCAACCCCCGUCAGAAACCCCUCUCCACUCGAAAAAUUUCGACAGCGAUACUUCUUCGCUGGCAAGCAAAGUUUCCCUGAUCGAAGAUGGCGAUACGCAAAUGGCCUGGUACGAAACCCUGAGUGAAAAAUAUCAACAUUUGGAAUCAAGUAUCUGGCAAUUUGGCGGAGCCACAGGGAACUGGCCCUUUAUAGGAGGCUCAGAUUGGUCGAGCGGCCCCUCGCCGCUGCAAACAGUCACAUUGCCCUUGAUAUAUCCUGGCGACCCCAUAAACGAGAUCGUCCUAAGCUGUCGAGACCGAGCCCGAGAUCUGCUCAGGUCUGGCGUUCCCUUGCAGUCUGUCAUGGGAUCAGGACCCACGGACGUGGAGUUGCUGUUCCGAAUGAGGCAACCAGAUGAAGAGUGGAACUUGCCUGGGUGGGCGUGUGAGGUAGGGCUACCCUCCGAGUUGAUGGCAUGGGGUCUUCAAGAUGUUGAGUGGAAUGUCAAACUCGCUGAAGUCUUCAUGCGGGUUCGAUUCAUGAGGUGGUUGAUCCUUCCGGGCGCGGAGACCCUCACUGGCAUUCCGGGCAUCCUGAGACCAACGACCGUACAAAUGCGAUUUCCCCACCCUGUCGCAAUAGAUUUCCUCCCGAUACCGGCGGUUCGCACAAUCCUGGUCCGAAGACCGCGAGACUGGCAAACUCCCUUGAGCAGGUCCAAAUACAGCUGCAACUGGGAUGAUAAUCUCGGGCCGGCAAUCGUUACUGAUCCUCUUACCGGACGACGAAUCUUGAGCGCAAAAUUUGAGAAGCAUAUUUGCACCUAUCAAAACUGGAGUGUCGGCAAAAGCAUUCUAGAAACCUGGCCAGAAUUGUGGGGAGAGAUGACACUGGACAAAGAGAAAUAG
Exophiala aquamarina CBS 119918 is the source of this 1248-nucleotide messenger RNA. RefSeq lists its product as uncharacterized. The record is from RefSeq and is a predicted model, not a curated record. Lineage: Eukaryota; Fungi; Ascomycota; Eurotiomycetes; Chaetothyriales; Herpotrichiellaceae. The transcript is spliced from 3 exons. The coding region runs from base 1 to 1248 and encodes 415 amino acids.